CAUAACAAGUGACCUCUCCGAGCUGGAACUCCACCUGUUGAAAUCCCAGGAUUUGAUGAUAGUUAGAGGAAAGAGAAACAGGCCUGUGCCAGUUUUGAUUCCUGAUGAUACCAAAGGUCUCCUGGACUUCGUUACAAGGCAUGAUGUGCGCAAAGAGGCUGGGAUUCUUCCAACCAAUAAUUUCCUUUGCGGGACUACAGGAAAUGGACCUGUAAGGAGCUACGACUCCUUAAAGAGUGUAAGCAAGGAGCUCUCUCUGUCCCACCCUGAGAGAAUCACUAGCGUGACUCUACGAAAGUACACAGCAACUCUCACACAGGUGUUGUCUCUAAAAGAUACCGAACUGAACUGGGUUUGUGACCACCUGGGCCACUCCAAGAAGACACAUCUCCAACACUAUCGCCAGCUAUCAGGAGUGGUGGAACGCCUGCAGGUGGCAAAGUUAAUGAUGAUCCAGGACAUGAAUCUGUCAAACAAGUUCAUGGGGAAGAGCUUGUCAGAAAUCCAGUUUGAGGAUGUUGUUCUUCUCAAAGAUGAGGCUUUUAACUCACCAGAAAUUGAGUGCCUUGAGGACACCACUGUACAGCUGCCAGAUGUAGGAGGAGCAACAUGCAGCUCAACACCUGAUGAUAACUUCGCAUUUGAGGAGGGUGAUAGUGAAGAUGAGGAAGAAAUGGUUGUUCAGAAGAGGCGACCUCCAAGGCGUACAAAUAGAGUGCCUUGGACAAAAAAAGAAGUUUCAGAAAUUCAUGAGUACUUUGGAGAUCACCUCAAGUCCAAAACAACCCCAAGAGGAAGGGAAGUCGAAAAGACAUUGAAAAGAAUGUCCAGAAACGGUUGUGAAUGUGUUCGUCGGAAUCCUCACCUUAUAAUAAAAAAGAUAUCUGCAAUGAACCAUAAAUGAAUGUCUAGUAUGUGUAGCGAAGUGUUAAGAUGUAUUAGGUGAGUGAGGACCUUUAUAAGUACUGAAAAUGUAGUCUGCAUUGAUAACUAAUGAGUUUAAUUGCCUUUACUGUACUGUAAUGGCAAAAGUUUUUUUAAAUCAUGAGAGAUCAUGACUUUUGUGUUGAACUUUUACUUUCGAACAACCCCAAGAAGAAGGGAAGUCGUAAAGAAAUUAGAAAGAAUGUCCAGAAAGGGUUGUGAAUGUGUUGGUCGGAAUCCUCACCUUAUAGGCUUAUAAUAAAAAAGAUAUAUGCAAUGAUCCAUAAAUGUGUAGCGAAGCGUUAAGAUGUAUUAGGUGAGUGAGGACCUUAAUAAGUACUAAAAAUGUAGUCUGCAUUGAUACUAAGGAGUUUAAUUGCCAUUACUGGACUAAAGUGAUAGUGGCAAUUUUUUUAUUUUUUUUUAAUUCAUGGGAGAUCAUGACUUUUGUGUUAAACGCUUACUUUCAACUUUUUCUCUUAAUUCCAGUCAAUAUUAUUUUAUCUGGAUGUGUAAGAGACACUCAAAUGAAAGAAAAUGUGUCGGUGGUUAGUUGUCACUUUGGAUUUGUUAUUCCUUGCUACUUUUUUCGAAAUAUGCAACACGAUUAGAUAUCUUUCAGAAUUGACUGCACCCUGAUUUUCUUUGUUCUGUUAAAAAGUGUUCUUUUCUUACAAUUAUCAUCAAUGUCUAUGGACUAUAUCGGGGGAUGUCAAUAUAUUAAUGACUGCUGUAAAUAGAGGCAUUUCCAUUCCCUAAGUUAUCUGAUGACUAUGACUGGAAAACAUAUUAUAAAAUAACUUUCAUUAAUGGCAUAAAAUGUAUGAAGGACAUUAUUUUACAGGGUUAAACCAUAUUUUAUUAUUUUUUGCAAGAUAUUGAAUCACUGGUUAACUGUCACACUCCAACACUGACAUAAUUUGAAAGAGUAGGAUAUUCUGAUGUUAUUGAUAUUUGGUAAAUAUUCAUAUUAAUUCAUCAUCUUUGGAAAUAAAAUGUUAUAUACUUUUUGUGACAAUGAUUUACCGUAAAUUGGGAUAUUUUGGUGUUGGGAAUACAUUGUAUUUGGUGCUUUUUAGUCAAAACGGGGUGAUUUUAUUUUGGUUCGUCUAAAAUUCGGCAUUUCCAUCAUCUGUGUGUCAAAAUUUGGCGUUUUCAACAUCCGUGUGUCAAAUUGUAUCCAGCUCCCCCUUAUCCAAAAUAUCCCAAUUUACGGUAUCCUAACCAGGACUGCAGGAGCCUAAAUUUUGUGAUUGAAUUGUGUCUUUAAAAAGGCCUUAGACUGAAUGUAUAAAAGAUGGAAAUCAGUGAAAUAUAUUUGAAAUAAUCUUAAUCAUAUAAACUGUUGUGGUUUAUUUUAUUCUGACCCAGAUCAAAGCCAUCAACAAUGAUGACUUAAAAGAAAUGGAAUACAUCUAUGGCUUGUUAACUGAAGUUAGACAGACCUCCACAUAUAUAUAUGGUGAUGGGGGGAAAUCUCACCUGAAAAUGGUGUUAGGAUUUUUCUAUACUAUUCCUAGGGACUUCGAUUGGUUUCAUAUGCUCUGAAUAUUGUA
This is a messenger RNA of Mizuhopecten yessoensis (Yesso scallop), 2480 nucleotides long. RefSeq lists its product as uncharacterized. Lineage: Eukaryota; Metazoa; Mollusca; Bivalvia; Pectinida; Pectinidae. The record is from RefSeq and is a predicted model, not a curated record. The transcript is spliced from 5 exons. Gene Ontology annotation, molecular function: DNA binding. The coding region runs from base 56 to 904 and encodes 282 amino acids. Gene Ontology annotation, biological process: DNA integration; DNA recombination.